Molecule: messenger RNA, 8178 nt
Organism: Spirodela intermedia
Lineage: Eukaryota; Viridiplantae; Streptophyta; Magnoliopsida; Alismatales; Araceae
Source: the annotation of a GenBank genome assembly
AUGGUGGCGGAGGAGGAGGGGCAGAUGGCGCUGGAGGUUGAAGGAGACGUAUUCAAGGGCCCUGGUGAAAGCACGCCGCACGGCUUGCUGGAGGAGAGCCGAGCGGCGAUGGAGGACCUUGCCACGAAGAUGCUCUUUGUCAAGAAGGAAGGGCUCCCAAAGUCCGAGCUCCGGGAACUUGUCACUCAGAUGUCUCUCAUCUUCAUCACUCUCCGGCAGGUAUCCAACGGUCUCCGGUCCCGUCCUUCUGGGUUAGGGCUUUUGGUUUGCUUGUAUGGUAUUUGGUGUGUUCGUUUAUUUUGUUUUUCAUUUUGGGCGAUAUUCUUCAUUCGACGUGGGGUUUCUCUCAGGUAAACCGUUCAAUUCUGCUAGAGGAAGACCGAGUGAAAGAUGAAACAGAGAAUGCAAAGGCGCCAGUGGACUUUACGACCCUACAACUGCACAAUCUGACAUACGAAAAGAAUCAUUACUUGAAGGCAAUCAAAGCCUGCAAGGACUUUCGGUCAAAGCACCCCAUCAUUGAGCUCGCGUCUGAGGAGGAGUUCUUCAGGGAAGCUCCAGAUGAUAUCAAAGGGGGUGUGCUGUCCAGUGACGGAGCACAGGAUCUGAUGCUAAAGAGGUUGAACUAUGAGCUCCAUCAGGUAUGCGUAAUGAAAUGGAAUAUAAUGCCCGAAACUUAGAGGGGAUUUAUCUUCUUUUGUGUAAGCAGUUAGCUCGCUUCACUGUCUUUUACACUGGUGAAUUGGUUCAUAUGUCUGAGCUAAGAAAAAAAAACUGGCCUUAGCUGUCACUUCUUUGCCAUCACAUAUCCAUCUCAUUUACUUGGUCAUCAGUUUUCCUUAGUGUUUAAGAUUUCCUCAGAUUGUCUUGAUUUGUUGUAGUAUGACAUUGGAAAACUCUCGAGCUAGUGCAAAUGGGAUCACAAGUUCUCACGAUUUUGUUGUAACAUCUUAAUUUGAUAUACAGCUUUCAUAUUUGAAUACUUUUCUGCAUCAUGAUGGGCCAGAGCCAAAUUUAUCAACCGUUGGUCAGUCGUAUACCACUGUCACUUUCUUUUCUAGUUAACAUUGUUCUUAGUAGGCCAACCUAGUCUUGUCAAUGAUUGAGGGAAAUCUGCUAGACUGCGAUAAUAAAAUUCUUGGAAUUUAUUCAUAUCAUUAAAUGGAAAAUUCCUAUAAGUUAUUGGGAAUUCUUCAAAUAACCAAAAAUAUUGUAGGAACACUGUUUUCAGGAAGAGAGAACUAAAGAAAACUAUAAAAGAUGACAUGAUCUUAGAUAUUGCCAAAGUAUUUCUGCUGUUGACCUAGUCUUCUGUGACUGCAUGGUGAAGAUUGAAUACGGUAUGACAGGAGAUAAGAAAUAUGAGAACCCGAGUGGAUGGGUUCUGUCAAAAGAGAAGGCAUCUCAACUUUAAUUAUAGUGGUCCUAGGGUUGCUCAAAUCAGCUUAUGUAGAGGCUGUAGGAUUUACUUUAUUGGCUUAUUAUUUAUCUAUUUCUGUUUGAGUGUUAAUCUAUAUGUAGUUAAUGGCAUUUGUCUGCACAGUAGAACUGUUUCUUGCGCUGAAACCCUGCGAACCGAAUUGAAAAAAUAUGUAUUUUGAUGUGCUGUCUUGUACUUUGACGCAUAAUAAACUUGUCUUUAGUAUUUCUGUCGCUGAGACGUAGAUGGCUGUUGAGAGACUAGUUUAACUAUUAUGUUGAAUGACUUCGCUAAUUGCUUAAAUAUUUUUCCUCGGACAAUUUGUUGUUACUUUCAUCAGUUUUUUUUACUUUUGAUAUGGAUAACUAUUAACGGAGUGCUUUGAUCAGUGUGAUGAAUGACGUCUUAAAACGCUAUAUGAUGAGUGGGGAAACUCUUUAAAGUAGCGUGUUAUUUUACAUUGUUCGUCUAAUUUUUGAUUAAUUUUUGAGGUAUUUUCUUGGAUCAGAGAAAAGAACUUUGUAAACUUCGUGAGAAAUUGGAGCAGCGCAAGAAGGGUCUUCUUGAGAUAAUUUCAAAUCGAAAGAAGUUCUUAUCAAGUCUUCCUUCCCAUUUAAAAGCAUUGAAGAAGGCAUCAUUACCAGUGCAACAACAGUUUGGGAUCCUCCAUACUAAAAAGUCAAAGCAGAACUCUGCAGCUGAGUUAUUACCACCACCUCUCUAUAUAGUAUACUCACAGUUGUUAUCUCAAAAAGAGGCCUUUGGAGAGAGCAUUGAACUUGAAAUAUUAGGUAGCAUCAAGGAGGCUCAAACUUUCGCCCAACAGCAAGCAAGCAAAGAUACGGGUAACCUACUCAUUUGUUGAAACCUAUGUAGUUUUUGAGAUUAUCCAGUGUUAUCAUAUCUAUUGCGUUGUCUUCUUUUUUCCUUCCUCUUCUCAUCAAGGAAACUGAAUAUGCUUCCUAGAUCCUAAAUUCAAGCGCUUUGUGACGUGUAGAAUUUUGUUGAAUUGGCAUUCAUCAUUGUCUGGCUCCAUGUUGAUGCAUUGAGGAAAUCUUCGGUGUUGUGAAUUAUAUUAUCUCUUCCUAUACAUUAGAUCAUGUGUUUUAUUGAUCGUGAAAAGCUUGAGAUUUUGGGUUUCAUAUUUUUUUAAUAAUAAAAUGUGCUUGCAGCUACUUUUCAAAAUAAAACAUUUACAAGCCGGUGUGGCCACAGAUUUAUUCCUGGGUUUCUUCAUUGAUCAGCAAUUAAAAGCCACACUAAAUCCCGUAAUGUUUGCUCCUAGAAUAUGAUGCCCUUGUGACAAUAUAUUGGACUGCUUUGAAAACAGGUCUGCAAUAUUACUUGAUGCCUCAUGGCUCCCCUGGUCACAAAGGACAGUUCCCUGUCGUUAGAUGGAUGUGGUUUCUGAUUAUGUUCCAAUUAUAAUUUCAAUGCCUGAAUUUCCAUGUGUUCAAGAACUGUGCUUUAACCUGUUUAAAUUGUCCUUUGCGGUAUUUUAAUCUGUUUAUGCGUAGUGUACAAAUGCUAGAGGGAAAACACAUGAAAGCAUUUGAUCCAAGUGUCAGCUCUCUUGUCGAUUGCAUUGCGAACAAGUAUCCAAACUUUUUAUUAUUUUGGGAUCUGUUGAUGGAUGUAGAACCAUUCUAAAGAUCAUGGUCUGACUCCAGUCUUGAAUGGGACUUCAAGUGUGUGCAAUGAUCUUUCUCCUUCAAAAGUGUUUUAUUUUUUCUUUUUUUGGUCCCAUUGACACCGAUAGGAUUUAAAUUAUACGUACCAGGGUGACGAAAAACUUAUUCUUUGUCGUUGGAGUUCUCUAAAUCUUCAUUCAUUUACUUUUUCUCUUUUAUUUUUCUUUUUUCCCCUUAAAUUCUUCUCUUUCGUUACGCAAGUUGGUGUGCAAGUUUGAAAAUAGUCUUUGUCUGUUACUUGCAUCCGGUUCUUAAUGUUGGAUAGAGCACUUCUGGUGUUCCUGUCUUUUUCAUUUAUUUCCGAAAAUAGUAAGUGUGCCUACAUGAGUUGGCGUUAUGGAGAUAAUAACAGUUUUUUGAGGUAGUUUCCGAUGGUAGGUUUGACUUUUCUAAUGUCUGAUGCAAGCUUAUGGUAGCUAUGAAACCUCUAGGAAGGUGGGAUGGGCAGACAUUUGAUGGGAUGAGUGGGAGGAGGGAAGGGGAUGUCUCAAAUCCCUUUCUUUCCAAGGUUUAGUUGAAUAACAGCUUUGAGAUAAGAGUUUUUCUGAUCAUCUGCCCCUCUCUCUCUUUGAAAAAAUUCUUCAGCCCCCUCCUCUGCACGUCUCCCUUUCAUUUAAUAAUGUAGUCACCAAGUUAUACCUGCACAGAAAAUGAUGAAAAAGGAAACGUCAGUCUUUGAGUUUGUUGAUGUGUCUCACAGCUCAAAUCUUUUUCACAAGAAAAUCUUGAUGUUGACAACUGUUUAUCAGGUGUUUUCAUUUCAUUCGUAGUUUGGUUAUGUAGAUUUUUGUGUUCCCAGUGAUAGGAAUUACGACGUCUUUUCCAGUAAAAACGUGAAUCUGGCGUAUGUUGGACUCAGAAUAUUAUGUGCAGCACAAUACACAAGCAUAAUCGGAACCUUCAAUUAAUUGAACCUAAUGUUGGAGAAUGAGGUGUUCGCAUGUGAUCUCAUGUCUAACAUGAUAGGCAACUUUUAUGGCUAUUCUCUCUGUCUUUUGCAUAAGAUCAUUUUGUGCACUGUAAGCUGAGCACCGAACGAAUCUUCAUCAGAUUGGAGUGCAGAAAUGGAUAACUGUCGAGUGACAAGAUCUAUCGGAGUGGUCUGGAUUUAUGUUGUGUCCUACGGACAGAUACUUACUGAGGAAUGGUGAAUGAAUCUUUGUUAGCAUUUAUGGCAUGUAUUAUGCGAGUCAUGAUUUUCAGUUCUCGUUAAGAAAUCAGUUUCUGAUGUCGGAUAUGUCUAUUACCUAGAGUGCUGGUCACGUGGGAGAGUAAGGGGAGAAACCACAUAUGAAUCACAUGAUAGGUUGAAUGCAGGAAAUGGCUCAUUGUUGUCAGAAUUAUAUAUAAUACAAAUGUUAACAUUCAAAACAAGUUAAGAGCUAAUUUAUGGGUCACCUGAUGGCACUAAUGUUGGCAGUCAUUUUUUUAUUGUUUUCACUGGUGGGCAUCUGUUUUAGUGCUGGGAAAUAUCUAUACACUGCUGUAAUAUUGGAAUUUUGUGUCAUAUCACAGGUACAACAGCCCGUAUAGAGGCCAGCAAGUUGGAUGAUGAUGUGCCUGAUGAUGAGGAUGAAGGUCAGAGGAGAAGGAAAAGGCCGAAGAAGCCCGUAGUCAAGGAUAGCGUUGACAACUCAGGAAUUUACCAAUCUCAUCCACUUAAUAUUGUCCUUCACGUUUUUGAUGACGAAUCUUCUGGCACCAAACCUUUGAAACUGCUAUCUCUGAGGUUUGAGUUCUUGGUAAAGUUGAGUGUGGUGUGCGUUGGAAUUGAGGGCCCAGAUCAAGGACCAGAGAACAUUUUGUGUAAUUUAUUUCCUGAUGACAUUGGAAUCGAGCUUCCUCACCAGGUACGUUCAUCUUCCCUCUUCCUAGCCUAUGCGAUUUGACUAUUUGAUUUGUUCUAGUUGUCUAUGAUUCGUGGUUUGAGGAUUCUUUUGAAGUUCUAGAAACUUGUGACCUUUGAUGGAAUUACUGUGUUGAACUUAACCGGACCAUAAUCCUGGUAUUUUUUUUAAAGUAAGAAAUGAUAAAGAGUAACCUCGCCUCAUAUUAAGUUUCUUGCGACUCUGAUGCUAUUUUGAUUUUAGGUUUCAGCUUCUUUUGAGGUUUGGCCUUGUUGUCAUCCCUAUGUAUAUUUGAUGUAAUUAUAGUGGCUCUUCAUGUCAAAAUCGAUUUUUUGUACAUUUGUCAUUUGUUUAUCUGCGUUUUGGUACUUGCUUUGAAAGGCAUAGUGAACAUAAUAUAUUAUUCAUCAUUCUUGUUUGGACGACCAUUUUGGGGUUUUCAAUGUAACUUAUGAAAAAUGAAAUGUAUUUUUCUUCAUUAUUUCACACUUUUGUUCAUUUGACAGAAUCUUUGAGCUUUGCCUCUCCGAAAGUCCCAUGAUUGUCGUUAUCUUUUGAUGCAUAGUUGCUCAAGGGAUGAUGUAAUCCAUAGUUCGUGGACAGGCUUUUAAUCCCGCUCAAUCAGUUCAAGUAGUUUGGGUUGCUUUUACAUGCUUGAAAUCUCAAGUCAGUUCAAAUGGUUUUUUAUAUUUCUGAUGCCAAUUAUGAUCAACAUAGUUGGAUGAUUAGAAAAUGUUUUUGUGAAUGCAUUAUUUUGAUAGAUGUUUUAAUGUGCAUUUGUUUGACCAAGAGCAUAAAUUUGAACUGGAUUGAUCUCAUCUGGUUCUUUUGCUCCUCUACUUCCUGGGAAUCAAUGUGAUGCCUGGUUUCGAAUUUUUAGUUCAACCGUAGCAGAAACACAUAAAAUGUUGUGUAUUUAAAAUGAUAAAAGGAUUUGUUCUCCCAUGUUUAUCAUCACCCACUUUCUCAAUUCUGAGCAAUAAUGGCAUCAGCAUAGCUCCUGAUCAUGCACCUGCUACUUAGCAUCUUCCUCCCAGAGCAUCUUCCAUGGAGCCUGAGACUCAUUUGAAAGAUGCAGGGACGAUGCUGGUGUCCAUGGCAAGAUAAUCUCUUAGAUUUCUCUGCUAGACCAAGAAAGAUGCCAUUUGUCUCAGUUGGAUAGCAUAUCAUCAUAAAAAAUACUUAGCCUUUCAGAUGUUAUUCUCUCAAUUUUUAGUACCAGUAAGUUCUCAUUAAAGAGGAACACAUAGCAUAAGCUUCUCUUAAUUUAUCUGCACCUUGAAAAGGUAAUGUUGUUGUUUCCAUUUAUGGGAAUGUAAUUGUUUGCUUUUCUGAUUAGAAACGUUUUGGGUCUCUUGCAGACUGCAAAGGUUUAUGCUGGGGACUCUAUACUCUUUGACAAGAGAAAUUUACGUCCUUAUAAGUGGGCGCAGCAUUUGGGUGGCAUGGAUAUUCUGCCGGAGUUAUCUCCUCUGCUUGAAGUGACAAAAGGGGGCUCUGCACCUUCUGGGCUGGCGCUCUACCGUCAUCAGAAUCGCGUGCAGACAUUUCUGCAGAGGAUCCGAUCCCGGAAGAAAGCACAGAUGGCUCUUGAGUGAGUCGCUGCUCAAUGAAAUUCUCAGAUCUUGCAACGCAAAGAGUAGGAAGAAUUGGGGGGGGGGGGGGAUUUUCGGAAAUGUACCAUCCACCAGCAGAUGUUUGCUCUCUGCAUCUCCACUCUGCUUUCUGCAUUGUUCUUUCUGUUCUUAGUACAAUCUCUGCGGGAAUUUUUACUGUGUCAUAAUCAAGGGUUAAUAUUUCAUAAAGUUGAACCAGUAGGGUUAAUAUCUUCCGAUUUCCAAUCUAUGCAAGGGUCUCAAUGGAGAUGCCCUGGUUAUACUUCUAUCUUGAAGGUCUGCAUUCUUUCUUCUUUGACUUGCAGGAAGCAGCUUGAAUCCCUGGCAAGGUUGAAGUGGCCUCCCCUCUCCUGUGGCGAUGCUGUUCCAUGGGCUCUGCAUUCUCCGGCCUGCACUCUGGAGCAAUGGUCACUCAUAAGGUCAGCAGCAGACGCAGCCUCUCCUCCUCAGACAGCAGACUCCUCGGAACUUGCUUCAGAGGGGAGAUCCAUCAGGGAGGAGGUGGAGAGCGCGAGGGAAGAUGGAGAGCUCCCAUCAGUCAUGCAGCUCUCAGAGGACCUGAAGCUCUCUUCUCUGAAGGCAUCUGUGGAACUCAAGGAGCACUCCCGAAGCUUGGCGCUUAUGUCGAAGAGCUCAACGCUGUCAAGUUUGGGUAAGUCCCCCAGUUUCAGGAGGUAUGAUGAUGGCGUAGACCUGAUGGUGGACAGCGAGAGCGAGACAGAGCAGCAGGCCCCACUGGUUCUUGAUCCGGAGGAGAAUUCACGUGUGCCCUGGGAGGAGUAUGCGGCCAGAGAGUUCCUCAUGGUGCUCUGCAGGGUGGCUGGUGGGGAGAAGACAAAGCUGGAGGCGAAGGUAGCAGCACCUCGAUCUUAGACUGCUUCUCCAUUCUAAAUUCUUUGCUCUUAAUGACCCAUCAAUAACAUCCAUCCUAUGAACAACAACAACAACAACAGGUUGAGAUUAGCGUGGAGUACCCUCUGAGGCCGCCUCAUUUCAGACUGAGCAUGGGGGUUGACUCCUCUUCAGCAGAUGAGAGGAGCAGCGCCGAGUGGUUCAACGAACUCCGUGCAAUGGAGGCUGAGGUAUCUACCCCCCCAGCUCCUUGUUUUGGAAGAAUCUAGCCGUUGACUUCUUUUUCGAGAUAUGGGUGGCGAGAUUUCAUGUCAACCUUUCUAUGUAUAGUAAUCUUUUUAGAAACAGAAAAGACUAAUGAGUAAAAAAAGUUUUUUUUGGGAGUGUGAGAUUUUAAGUCAACGGUUCUUUUUUUUUUCCCUCGAAUUUUCACUCUUUAUAAUAAAAAAUGGGAUGUUUCCAUGGUGUGCUGGUUCCAGGUAAAUCUGCACAUCCUGAACAUGGUGCCGUGGGAGUGGGACGAGGAGAUCUUGUCCCACCAGGUCCGCUGCCUGGUCAUGCUCUUUGACCUGCAGAUUGAGCGGCGACAGACGACGACCCCACUCACCCAGAGGAGCAUGUCGAUCAUUGACAUCGGUCUCUGCAAGCCUGUCACAGGGUCAAUGCUAGCAAGGUCUUCCAGGGGGAGGGACCGCAGGAAGAUGCUCUCCUGGAAGAGCAUGGAGUGCGCCGCCCCUGGCUACCCCUAUUGA